Pistacia vera is the source of this 2091-nucleotide messenger RNA. Its product is annotated as RNA-binding protein NOB1. The coding region runs from base 77 to 1951 and encodes 624 amino acids. The record is from RefSeq and is a predicted model, not a curated record. Gene Ontology annotation, molecular function: RNA endonuclease activity. Gene Ontology annotation, biological process: maturation of SSU-rRNA; ribosomal small subunit biogenesis. The transcript has 5 exons. Gene Ontology annotation, cellular component: preribosome, small subunit precursor. NCBI's taxonomy places the organism in Eukaryota, Viridiplantae, Streptophyta, Magnoliopsida, Sapindales, Anacardiaceae.
AAAACAUUUUAGGGUUUAACAAACAGUAUAUAGUGUAAACUCUCAUCUUCUCCGCUACCGCUCUCUAACCCUAACAAUGGAGGAAUCAGCUGCGAAGUGGAGCAACAUAGUGAGAACACAACCGCCAACAGGCACUGAAACGAAGAAGCAAACGAUACCAGCAAACCAAUUCUUAACCGAAAGCUGCAAGUCCACCCAUGGAAUAUCCGUCGCUGUUGUUGACGCCAAUGCAAUCAUUCAAGGCGGUCACAAUCUUUCCAAUUUCGCUGAAAAAUUCGUCACCGUUUCCGAAGUCUUGGCUGAAAUUCGCGACCCCGUUUCCCGCCACCGCCUUAGUUUCACUCCCUUCGCUAUCGAGUCCAUGGAGCCCUCCCCUGAGUCACUCAACAAAGUUAUAAAGUUUGCGAGGGCGACGGGUGAUUUGCAGACACUUUCUGAUGUUGAUUUGAAAUUGAUUGCUCUGACUUAUACGCUGGAGGCUCAGAUGCAUGGAACUAAGCAUCUGAGGGAUGCACCACCCCCGGUUCAUACAGUAAAUGUGAAGAGAUUGCCUGAAAAGGAUAUGCCAGGUUGGGGAUCUAAUGUUACCAAUAUAGAAGAGUGGGAAGCGCUGGAUAAUGAUGUUGAGGAUAAAUUAAAUGCUGACUCAAGAAUCCUUCCAUUGAAAGACUUGAAUCUGAAUAUCAUCGGUGCUGAUGAUCAGUCUGAAAAUGGUUCUGUGGGAACUCAAGGUGAAGCUCAUUCUGAAAAUCAAGAGGAUGGCGACCAUGGUUUGAGGAGACCUAGGAGAUAUUUGCCGAAGAAGAAAGAGAUAAAUAUUGAAGGCAAGAAGAUGGUGGCAGAUGGAAUUGAUGCGUCUCAAGGACAAUUUGAUGAUGAUGCUGGUGAUUGGAUGCCUGCUGUCAGCCGAAGUACUCAUAGAAGAUAUCUCAGAAGAAAAGCUAGACGUGAAUAUUAUGGGGCCUUGUCUGAGAAAGAUAGUCAGCAAGAAAUGGAGAUGAAUAAUAAUGAUAGCAAAAAUCUUGAGGAAACUAGUAAUGCAGAUCAGCAGUUGCAUCAGGGCUCUGAAGGGGCACAUGGAGUUAAUGGGAUUUCUGAGGAGAGUGGCAGUGAAGAAAUUUCCUCUAUUUUAAAGCAAAUGAGGCUUGAAGAAGAUUCAUUGAAGUCAAUUCAGGAAGAGAAAGAUGAAGAUGUUUCUUCUGCUAGGCUUGAUUCGGACAGUUCCCCAGUAUUGGAAGCAACAUGUGAUGUUGAUGCAAAUAUGAUUGGUGAAGCAGAUGAAGUUGAUAGUGUCAAUGAAGAGUUAAAUCAAUUGGAGUUUUCAAGCCAGACUAAUGAAACUGUUGAUACUUCCCAUAUGGAUGAUGCUAGCAGUGAGCAGAGUUGGAUGUUGAGAUCCUUAUCUGAGUCAAGUGUAGCUUGCAUAACUGGUGACUUUGCUAUGCAAAAUGUUCUUCUGCAGAUGGGUUUACGCCUGCUUGCACCUGGAGGAAUGCAGAUUCGCCAGUUGCAUAGGUGGAUAUUGAAAUGCCAUGCCUGCUAUACCGUCACUGCUGAAAUUGGGAGGAUUUUCUGCCCCAAGUGUGGAAAUGGUGGCACUUUACGUAAGGUAGCUGUAACAGUUGGGGAAAAUGGAAUCGUGUUGGCAGCUCGUCGCCCACGCAUUACACUGCGUGGUACAAAAUUUUCUCUGCCUUUGCCUCAAGGUGGAAGGGAUGCUAUUACCAAAAACCUCAUUUUACGUGAAGAUCAACUUCCACAAAAGUUCCUUUAUCCUAAGACAAAGAAGAAAGUGAACAAACAGGGAGAUGAAUUCUUCACCUCUGAUGAUAUCUUUAGUCACCAUAAUGAUAAAAGAGCUCCUCUCCAACCUCCCAUAAGAAAGGCAUUAGCAGUUUUCAGUGGAAAGAGGAAUCCAAAUGACAAUCAUUACUCCCGUACCAUGCACUAGUGACUUUGGCUUAAUUUUUGUUUUGUUUAUAAGAUUUUGGUAAUUGGUUUGAUAAGUUCUGUGUUAGCCAAUUGCAUUUUAUGUCUCCACCUAUAAUGAGUGUAUUAUAAAAAAAAUUUGCUGAAAAAAAUUGAUAGCAA